Closterium sp. Naga37s-1 is the source of this 3219-nucleotide messenger RNA. The record is from the annotation of a GenBank genome assembly. Lineage: Eukaryota; Viridiplantae; Streptophyta; Zygnematophyceae; Desmidiales; Closteriaceae.
AUGUUCUCUCCAGACGGUAACCGGCGUAACACGCAAGGCGAGCAGCAAGGCGUGUCGGACAAGCGACCGUCUGACGGCGCAACUAGCAGCGAGCCGGCGGAGGGAGCGAAUGUUUUGGCUGCUGCUGCUGCUGCUUCUGGUGGCAGUGCUGCUGCUGAUAAUAUCCGGGAUCGAUUGGCGGGAGGAAGGAACGGGAAGCAGGGGAACGAAGGCGCAGUGUUGACGGAGGUUGAGCAGCUGCUGAGACGAGGGACGCCGCUUUCGUUGCGCGAGUUUCAGCGGCUGAAUGAGCUGCUACGUCAGCACGUGGCGAGCGGCGAAGCAGAGAGGGCAGAUGGCACGCAGGAGGAGAAGGAUGAGCAGAACGAGGAGGGGGAAGGGGAAGAGGAAGAGGAAGGGGAGGGGAGGCGGCAGGAAGAGGAGGAGGGGCAAGAAGGGAGGGUGGAAGCAUCUGCGGGGAAGAGAAGGAGGACUGGCGGCAGUGGUAGUUGGGUGGCGGCAGAUGGAAUGGGAGGGCGGGAAAAUGCAGUUACCACUGCGCACGUUGCACCUCGGGUUACACCUCGGGUUCCGCCUCGGGUUACACCUCAGGUUACGCCUCGGGUGACACUUGAUGACAUUUCUGGAGGUGCUGAUGGCGAUGGAAUGAACGUGUCGCCUGUAGACGUGGCGAGGGCGUUCAUGCGACCCAGUAUGGCCGCUUUUCCUGCAGCAAAAACACCACCCCUGGCACCAGUAGCAGCAGAAGCGGCUGAGAAGGGAGUGAGCCUCCGAGCCUGGACGCCGUACCAAACCCAGCUGACGCCAUCAACCAAGUCUCGCAAGCGCAGCAACGCACAACUGCAUGAACCCGCCCCAACCAGUUCUCCUGAUAACGUGUGCAAACCCGUGUCAUUGCCCCCCACGUUCGUUGGCACACAGGAGGACGAGGAGGACAGGCCAAGCCAGGACGCAGCAGUAGCAGCAGGCGGAGGAGCAGGCGGAGCAGAAGGAGGAGCAGCAGCAGGCGGAGCAGGAGCAACAGGAGCAGGAGGCAGCAAGAAGGCAGAUAGAGAAGCAGCUAAAACAGGAACGGACGCUGCUUCUGCAGCCCCUGCGGCUGGCGGGCAGCAGCGCGAGGGGGAGAAGGGCGAGGAGCAGAGCAAGGGCGAGGGAGGCAAGGAAAAGAGCACGGGUGCUACCACUGGAAGUGCUCCUUCCUUUGGCAUUUCCCCCACACCCUCCGUCCCUGCUUCCAACGCUUCUCAAUCCGCAGCACCAGCACCAGCACCUGCACUCACAGGAGGAGCUUCCGCAACAGCAGGACCGCUGUUCGGCAUCAAACCAGCAGCUGCAGUGGCUUCUCCUGCAGCAGCAGCAGCAGCAGCAGCAGGAGGAGGAGGAGGAGGAGCGGCUUUAGGGACAGCACCAGCACCAGCAGGGGCGUUGUUUGGCUUUAAACCCGCGGCCGCUGCUCCAGCUGCUGCAAAGGAUGCAGGAGUGGCUACCGCCUUUGGUGGCGGUGAUGGGGGGGAUAGGGGACGAAGGGGAGGAGAGGAGGGGGGUGAUGUCGGAAGGAGGGGAGGAGGCGAGGAAGAGGAGGCGGAGCCGAGGAGGAAGCGGAGGGUGUCGUCGUCACCUGUGGGAGGAGUGGGGGAGGGUGGUUCGCCGCCUUCACUCUUUGGCUUUGGAAAGCCUCCUCCUGCAGGGUCCUCCUCUCCGUCGGAAGCCGCAGCUCCACUCUUCGGGGCUGCUUCUGCUGCUCCUCCUGCCUCCGCCCCUGCCACCACAACCACCACCACUCCUCCUGCACCUACAUUUGGCUCGGCAUCCACAGCACCUGCUUUUGGCUCGGCAUCUACCGCACCUGCCUUUGGCUCGGCAUCCACCACACCUGCCUUCGGUUCGGCAUCCACCGCACCGGUCUUCGGCUCGGGAUCAACCGCACCUGCCUUUGGCUCGGGAUCAGCACCGUCAUUUGGCCUCAGCCCACCUUCCACCCCCGCAGCUGCUUCUGCUCCAAGCUCUGCCACCACAGCCACAGCUACAGCCACAGGAACUGGUUUUGCCGCCUCUUCUACCCCUUCCUUCGGUCUCGCUGCGCCAUCGUUCGCAUCCGCCCCCUCGUUUGGCACAUUCUUUGGUUCAUCUGCCCCUGCAUUUGGAUCGUCCGCCCCUGCUUUCGGCUCCUCUACCCCUGCAUUCGGCUCAUCAACAGCUGCUGCUACAGCUCCGCUCUUUGGGACCCCAGCCACCACCCCAGCACCUGUUUUCGGUGCCCCUGCUGCUGCAAGCACCGGUGCCGCUACUGGGUUUGCCUUUGGCGCUUCGGCAGCUUCAGCCCCCUCUGCCUCUACCACCCCUGCUGCUGCUGCCUCCUCGUCUCCCGCUCCUGUUUUUGGAUUCUCCGCUGGUUCUUCCGGUCCUGCCGCCGCACCUGGGUUCACGUUCGGCGCUGCCGCACCAGGAGCUCCGGCAGCGGCAUCUGCACCAGCAGCAUCGCCGUUUGGUUUUGCCGCCUCCCAGCCUGCCUCCUCUCCUGCUCCAUUCUCCUUCGGGGCCCCAGCAGGCCCAGCAGCAGGAGGAGGAGCAACAGCAGCCGCACCCUUCACCUUUGGAGGGGGGGGAGGGGGAGCAGCAGCACCAGGGGCACCUGCAGCAGCGGGAGCAGCAGCAGGUGCAAAUCCCUUUGCCUUUGGCUCCACUCCCUCUCCCUCUGCUGCUCCUGGCGCCUUCGCAUUCGGGUCCACCCCUGCUCCUGCUGCCUCUGCUGCUCCCUUUGGUUCAGCCCCAGCCUUCCCAGGAGCCGCUGGGAGCAGCAGCCCCUUUGGUGGAAUGCAGCAGAAUACUAUGUCUAUGGAGCCAGCGAGUACGAAUGGAUUCAACAUGUCAGGUGGCAUGCCGGCUGCAUCUACUCCUCCUGUCGUUUUCGGAGCCUCGCCGUCCCCGGCAGGGGCUAAUCCUUUUGCGUUCGGGCAACCUGCAGCUGGCGGUGCCGCCCCCGGCGCUGCCCCGUUUUCGUUCGGUGGUGCUGCUGCUUCCCCGUCGCCAGCGGGGAGUGGUGGGAGCGGUGGGUUUGCUGCGCCGUCUAUGGUGUUUGGAGCUGGUGCUGCUGGUGGCGGUGGUGGUGGUGGGGGUGGGGCUCCUGCUGGUGGUGGUGGGUUCUCGAUGGGCGCGGGUGCGCCCACGCCUGGGAGGAGAGUGGUCAAAGCCAAGAGGCCAACGGCCAGACGUCGUUAA